This is a messenger RNA of Neodiprion virginianus, 4976 nucleotides long. RefSeq names its product golgin-84 (gene Golgin84). Gene Ontology annotation, biological process: retrograde transport, vesicle recycling within Golgi; Golgi organization. The coding region runs from base 288 to 2081 and encodes 597 amino acids. Lineage: Eukaryota; Metazoa; Arthropoda; Insecta; Hymenoptera; Diprionidae. The transcript has 7 exons. Gene Ontology annotation, cellular component: Golgi membrane; Golgi cisterna. The record is from RefSeq and is a predicted model, not a curated record.
GGGCGAGUGGCCAAUUCGCGGACAUAACGUUACGUCUAAAACGACCGCAUUCAAUUGGCUCGGCAGCACACGGGAAAAAGGAAUAGACGAAAUUAGUGUCACUCAUGUCAAUCGUGUCAUGCCAUGUCAAAUCAUAUGGAAAUAUGUGUGAAAAAUAACUACCUAAUCUUAUCUAACCUGCGAAGGUCCCAGUGAGGUGCCCGCAAGAUCAUCAAACUUGACAGUUCAAUCGUUCAAAGAUUGGUAUAAAAAUUUGCAACGAUUGGAUUAAUAUCACAUAAUUGAGUAUGGCCUGGCUCUCAGGACUUGCAGGAAAAGCGGAAAAUCUCCUUAACAAAAUUGAUCAGAAUACUGCAGCAGUGUUGAGCAAGGAAAAACAAGAAUCAGAGUCUCACUCUCUAUUGACGGAGGUGACAUGGGUUCCCCCUCAUUCCGGUUCACCGAAUAAACCUGCACUCUCGUCUUCUCCAACAUCUCCGCUACAUUCAACUGUACCUCAAGUACGCUCGACGCCAAAUUUGAGGACUUUAACACCUUUAAAAUCAAAAGUUUCUCGAGAUGAAGAGCUGAUCACGUUUUUAAAUACACCUACUACAACGCCAACCAAAUCUAUAAUUACCGACCAUGUUACGGCUCCAGCAACGCCUCUGUCAAUCUGUGUUGAACCUCCAACUGACAACACUGAUUCGAUAUCUGAAAUGUCGAUAAGGAGUGGCCAGAUCAGCCCGGUUCUUUCUCAUGCCUCUGUUGAUGUGCCUGAAAACGAUUUGGUCAACACAGAAAAUAAUCAUCUUGAUUUGGAAACUCAAAAUAUAAUUUUAAGAAAUGAAAUUGAAGCCUUAAACCAUGAGCUAAAUCUGAUUACGCACAGGGCUCAUUCUUCUGAAAGUGAGUGCAACGAAAUACGUCACAGAUUGGGAAUUCUUCAACGAGAGUUUGAGCACAAGUUUAACAGCCAAAAAUUGGAGAAUGAGACUCUUGUUAAAUCUUCCAAAGAUUCGGAUUUGCGAAAGGAUUUAAAAUCUGCACAGAGAAAUUUGGAGGAAAAGGAUGAACAGCUCGACAAACAGCAAACCGAUCAUCAGAAAGAAAUUCAUUUUCUGAAAGAGAAAUUAAUCUGCUCAGAAAAUAAACGGGCGGAGAUUGCUAAACAAUUGACCGAAUCUCAAUCGGUGUUGGAGAGAAAUAGAUUAGAGUUAUCUUCGACUAGAUCCGAGUUGGAACAGCACAGAGCUAGAGCACUAAAGACACUACAGGAAAAAGAAAAACUGAUUGCAGAGCUCAGAGGAAAUGCUACCACUGGAUUAGAUGAUGUGACUCUUAUGGAAUUGGACCAAAUCAGGCAAGAGCGUGAAGCUUUGAGGGAAGAAAAUCAACAGUUGUGUGACCAGCUACGAAUAGCACGGGAAGAAUUGGUAAAUGCAGAUACUAAAUUGGAGCAAAGUAGACAAGACACUGCCAUGGCAGCGGUACAAAUUCAGGAGACACUUGCGUUAGAAAGAAAUCGACGCCUGGCCAUCGAAGAGGAUUCACGGCAUCAUGCCGAGGAACUCAGGUCCCUCCAGGAGGAAGUAUCUCGUCAGCGCAGUGCUCUAGCUUCGAAGUUACAAAAGCAAGAGACAGAAAUUUCGAGACUUAGGUCGCAACUUUCAGCUGCUUUAACACCCAGCAGCGAAGUUGAAUCAAGAUUAUCCACACUGACGCAGACCCUUGUCCUAAAGCAACAAGCGCUAGAAAGCCUGACCACGGAAAGAAACGCUCUGCGCUUGCAGCUUGAAAAAAUUGAGCACCAGCACAGAGAUGUCAUUGGAAAUCUGAGGAAAAAUAUACCUUAUGACCACAUUAAUGACACAGACGACGCCAAAGCACAAGUACCAUCAUUUUUGCUAGAGACACCUUUCGAUACCGGCGUUGCCAGGCGUGUAAAAAGAGCUUAUUCGUCUCUGGAUGCCGUCAGCGUUCGGACAGGAGUAUUUCUGAGACGUUAUCCACUAGCAAGGAUUCUGGUGCUUGUUUAUAUGGUUCUUUUACACUUCUGGGUCCUUGUGGUCCUAUUUUCACAUUCCCCAGAGGCACAUUGAUUUCAUGCUACAAAUCUCAAAGUUUUCAUUCAGGAUGGAAUCUGACAAAAACGGGCUGGCAAGACAAUGGAAUCUGUUAUCGAGUUAUUCGAGGGGUAAAUCACCGGGCGAAAAUGUGUACACUACAUCUCUUUUUCUAAAAAUCUCCCGUCAUUCCUCAACAUCUCCCAACAUCUUCCGACAUCUCUCAACAUCACCCGACUUUUCCCCACAUUUCCUCAUACUGUCACAGUGCCGGCGUUUGGGUAGGGCGCGUUCGGGCAAUCCCCCGGGGCGCCAAGUCUAUAGGGGCGCCGGUGUCUGGUGAAUAAAGAAAGCGAAUAAAGAAGGAAGUAGAUUAGGGAGCCGUUUCUGUUUCUCAGAAAAAUGGUCUUUCUUGCGCACCAUUAAAAAAAUAAAAAACCGAGAAGAACUUACAGGCAUCUGUGUUAAUCUCCAACGAAAGCUUACAGUUGAUUCCGAUUGUGAUACAGUACAUGUAUUGUCUAACGAAGCUCAUUAGCCUCAACUUGUACAUUCCGUAUUAAGGUGGUUCAAUCUAAAGAAAUUUUUUUUUCAGCGUUGCUCCCUCUUAAAACUAUUGUUAAUGUUGACAAACAAAUUCCCUGCAAAAGUUGAGCAAAACGAAAACUUAAAAGCGGGACCUAUAAAUCUUGUCCGAUUAGGCUCAAAUUUCCAGAGGAUUUUUUUCAUCAUAAACAACAGUUUCAUAAGAAAGCAGCACUGAAAGAAUAAUUUGUUUCUAUGGUGAACCCCCCUAAGCAAAUCUGGAGAUUUAUUCGAGAAAUUUCUGUUUUCAUGAUCUCAGUCACUUGUAUGAGUUGUACCAAAAUUAGAUAAAAAAUAUCUAAAAUCAAUCUAGUAUUCGAAAACAAGCCAUAUGUGUAUUAGGUAUACGAUAAAUGAUACAUUGUAUUCUCAAUUGUAUUCCAAUGUGUCCGUACUAUUUAAAAUCAACGUACAUGCGAUUACAAUUACAAUUACAACAGGAUCUAAUAUGUACAUAAUUGCACAUAAUAAAAUAAGGGAAUACUUCGUAUAAAUAGAGAACAAUGAACAAGAAUCGCGAUUUUUUUAUAGUAUUAAAUAUUUUACUCUCAGUUUCAUUGUUACGGUAAUAGAAUAUAGAACAAGAAUUUUGUUGAAUCGACCGCGUGAUCAGACGUGGGUAUUUUCCAUAACAGUUUUUUUUCACCACCAAAGAAUAAGAAAUUUUCAGGAUUAUUCACGAAUACACCAAGAUAAUCCGAUAGUUCUUCCUUUGGCGAAACAUUCUUCAACUCACUUUUAACGAAUCGCUCGAUUUCAAAUACAUCACUUUCAGAUAUAUUUCCUAGCAAUACAUUAUUCGCAAAACCGUGUGGAGUCAAUUGUUUUUUUACGUGCGAAGGAAUGUCAUUUCAAAUUCACUUUCAAUGCUGUCGAAAAAAUCGCUCGCAGUUUCAGCCAUUUUUAUUGACAAAUUAGCGCAAUCAAUCGCGUGGUCAAAACGUACGCGCCUUGCAAAUGUGCACGCUGUAAUUAAUCCGUGUCGACACCUUCCAGUGUCACUCCUCCCAACUCUUCCACAUUCUGCGACAUUUACCGAAUUCUUCCGAUAUCUUUCAACAUCCGGCACAUCUGAUCCACAUCUCACCCAUAUCUCACUAAAUCUCACCACAGAUCGCAUAACAUCUCGUACAUCCUUGCACCUCCGAUACAUUUCCAGCCUCGUAUACACCAAACUUACCCGGUGAUUUAUCCCUCGGAGUUAUUACUUCAAGGAGGUUGUAAAUAAGCACUGUAGAUUUUCUAUACUGGGACACUGAGGUAAUAGAACAACGAUAUUCGUUGAUGAAAUAUUUUUUUAAUUGGUAGGUAUAUAGUGUCUUAAGUAUAAGGUGUAUGUAUUGUAUAACAACUAAAAACAAAUUUAAAUUAUAUAAUUGUAAAAUUGGUAAUACUAUCAAGGUUAUAAACGAGAAGAUGUACACAAUGCAUCGUACACUCCAUAAAUAAUUAAUUAAUAAUAAAUAAAUAAAUUAUAAACAAUCGAAUUCUUCAUACAGCUAAUGACUACGUUUUAAAACUACUGCCAAACGUAAUUAAUUUUCUCCUGCACUUGUUCACAUUAUAUAUUUAUUAUGAUUGGAAAGAAAAAACAUUGGUAAUGCUGAUAAGCAUUUUACUACAUUGCGUAAUUACACCUCAUGUAAGCUAAUCCAACACCAGUAUACUUUGUUGUUUUUCCUUUCUUCUCUUUUAAAUUAUUUACUUAUUGCAUUGUUAGUGAAACAUUUUUUGUAUCAAUUCUUUUCCCAUUCCAUUCUUCGAAUGGGUAUUUUGCAAUGAACUUUAUCAGGACAUUUUGUUUAGUACAUUGAGAUCACCAAGAUAUAAUGAAAAUAAUAAUAACAAUAUAAUUCGAAAGAUCGCACUUUCAUGGUGUUUUUGGUUAUUGAUCAAAUUUGAUUUGGCUUUUCUUACUCAGAUAUAAUUUAUUAUAAGGUAUUAAGGUAUGUAUUAUAUUUUUUAUAUUAGAAAACAGACGUCUAGACCAUAAGUUGUAAGCUAAUUAUGGUAAGCCCCAAGGCUUGAUAUGCUGGAAGCUACAUAGUUUUAUAAUGUUAAAUCUAAUCCUAAUAUCCUAAUGCAUAUAUUAUAUAACCUGCGUGUAAACUGUCACUACCCCAUCACUGCAGUAUACACAACACAGGCACUUAUCAGUGCAGUGUAUGUAACUGACAAUAAUUUACAGACUUUAGAAUUUAAACAUUGAGUCACAGAGAGCCUAGAUUGGCACGCAAAUGAACAAAUUACAUAUCAUCAACGUAUACAAUUGAGAAUUGAGCUUAUUAAUCACGCGUCAUUCGUAAAUAUCGCGAUAAUUUAUCCUUGAUUUUGCUUAUCGAUCAA